CUUCACCACAUGAGAACUGUUUGAGUAUGAGAACUACAACCACAGAGACACGAGCGAUUUAAAAAUGCUUUUGUGCUGUUUAAUCUGGAUUGUUACGAUAAAAAAAGGUGUGUUUGGUGUUAAUGGAGAUGAGGUAAAGUCGGUGUCAGUGAUGGAGGGAGAUUCUGUCACUCUACACACUCAUCUUACUCACAUACAGAGACAAGAUCAGAUACUGUGGAUGUUUGGACCUCGUAUAGCAGAAAUCUAUAAGGAAAUUAUUGACAUGUUUGAUAGCAGGAAGACAUUUGGAGACAGACUGAAGCUGAAUAAUCAGACUGGAUCUCUCACCAUCACAAACAUCAGAACGGAACAUACUGGACUUUAUAAACUACAAAUCCGUAGUUACAGAGGAGAUUCAGACAAGAUAUUCAACGUCACUGUCUAUGCUCGUCUGCCCGUUCCUGUCAUCAUCAGAAACUCUUCACAAUGUUCUUCAUCAUUAGAAAAAUGUGUGUUGUUGUGUUCAGUGAUGAAUGUGACACAUGUGAGUCUCUCCUGGUACAAAGGAAACAGUUUAUUGUCCAGCAUCAGUGUGUCUGAUCUCAACAUCAGACUCUCUCUACCUCUGGAGGUGGAAUAUCAGGAUACAAACACAUACAGAUGUGUGGUGAACAAUCCCAUCACAAACCACACACAACAUCUCAACCUCAAUGAUGUCUGUCAGCUGUGUUCAGGCUCUGUGGAGUUACACAGUCAUUUGAAGAGAUUGACUCCCUCAUUGGUUUAUGCUCUGGUGGGUGUGACUGCUACGGCUCUACUCGUUUAUUACUUCAGAUCUAAACAAGAGCCAAAAAUAAAAACACCUGUUUAAUGCAUACAUUUUUUUACACUUUAUCUGUAAACAUAAUGCCACACAAUUUAAGAACUUAUUUUCCAAUACUAGAGCUGAAGGUGGCCUUUAUUUGAUAAUUUCGUGGACAUCACAAACACAUUUAAAAUGAAUAAAGGUGUCUUGCUAAAAAUUAUUUACUGUUCUUUAUUCCAAAUGUCUAGUUUAUUUCACUAUUUGUUUUAUUCUCAUUGUAUCAUAUUGCAUCAUGAGAAAUGAAUGUCUUCAUCUUCGUGUAUGUUUUUAUACAUAAUGUUGCAUUAAAAACACUGUCAAUGUAAUCUUUUUAACUCCCACUAGGUGGUGGUGAUGGCUAUAUGUAAAGCUUUCUGAAGCAGCACAUAUUUAAAUGGACAUCCAUCUGGUCAAAGAGCCACAACAAAGCCGAAGCUGUAAAUCCAGUUUGUUUUACUUUCGCUUUAUGAUCACAGUAUUUCAAAACGAAGACAUUUUUUUUGGUGCUUGGUCAUUAUUUCAAUUAAAUGAACAUAAUGGUAAUGAAUAAACUUCAAAAGCAAGCAACGCACCAACCAUCAGUUGUCUUUACUAUCCUACAUCCAUUUGCUUUAUGGUCUUUGUUAUAUACUAAAGAUGCUGUAACUUGAUAUUCAGCAGGGAAUUGCACUUUAGAAUCCAUUAGCGAAAGCCCUUAUCCAAACAUUCAACAGUGUUGUCUUAUAAACAUGUUUUUUGAUAACCUUGAAUAUUAAAACAUGCAGAUGCAGUACACAGUGUAUGUGCAAUGAAAUUGCUGAUUAACUACAGAACAAAAAGGUUUAAACAUCAUUAUAUUUAUACCAGAACGAAGAGCAUUAUGAGUCGGUCUG
Triplophysa dalaica is the source of this 1698-nucleotide messenger RNA. RefSeq names its product natural killer cell receptor 2B4-like. The transcript has 4 exons. Bases 65 to 853 code for a protein of 262 amino acids. NCBI's taxonomy places the organism in Eukaryota, Metazoa, Chordata, Actinopteri, Cypriniformes, Nemacheilidae. The record is from RefSeq and is a predicted model, not a curated record.